This is a messenger RNA of Zophobas morio, 1557 nucleotides long. RefSeq lists its product as uncharacterized. NCBI's taxonomy places the organism in Eukaryota, Metazoa, Arthropoda, Insecta, Coleoptera, Tenebrionidae. The record is from RefSeq and is a predicted model, not a curated record. The coding region runs from base 307 to 1530 and encodes 407 amino acids. Gene Ontology annotation, molecular function: DNA binding. The transcript is spliced from 2 exons. Gene Ontology annotation, biological process: DNA integration; DNA recombination.
AUUAAGUGCAUCGCAAUGUUAUCGAUAAUUUUGAGCAACAAUAACUCGAAUGCUUGUUGCAUUGAAAACGCACGAGUGCUUUAGCACGAGUGCAUUUUUCUUAGGCAACAAGCAUGAGAGAUUAUUGUUGUUCAAAAUUAUCGAUUUCAUUGUGAUGCACGCAAUAUAUUCAACAGAUUAUUGCAAGAACAAACAUUUUAAAAAUAAUUUUAUAAUGAUUUACGAAGUAGUUUGGUGUGCGAUACUAUGGCGACGCAAGUAAAUAAGAACAGCCAUUUUGCAAAAUUUGUGUGGGUUUAAAAAACCAUGUCCAAUUUUCGUUUUGGUCGUAACACGCCAAAAGAAAUUGAUGAUUCUAUUACAAACAUUACGCCGCUAAAUACGAAGAACUCACGAAAUUCAAUCUGGAGGCAAUUUGAGAAGUUUUGCGGUGAACGCAAAUAUGUUUUUGAUGGAAACACUUCCACGGAAAAACUAGCAUUCAUCCUCAAAGAUUGGGGGUACAAUAUGAAAAAAGUCGAUGGUAAUGACUACAAAGAAGCAGUAAUAAAAACGAUGUGGAAUGUAACGGCAAAGCAGUUGCAAGAACUGUAUUUCAAUAAAUUUGGUAUAAAGUUUGAUCCUUUUGUUGACCUGGAAUUCAAGGGUAGUAGAAAUGCACGCGACGCAAAACGCCGGAACCUACAAAUACAACCGGAAAAACGCAAAACUAGUUCCUCAAUUUUGACUCUAGAAGAAUACAACAAGAUUCUAAAGAUUUAUAACGAAGACACGCCAGAUGGUUUACAGAAAAUGUUUUUUUAUGUGGCUGGAUUAGAAUUAGCUUGGAGGGGAUGUGAAGGUGUUAACGUUACUAUCAAACAUUUUAAGGAAGAAAGUGAUAAUUGUGGUUUGCCUACGGGGCGAAUAGAAUACAAUUGUAUUUUUUCCAAAACAGCUCAAGGAGGUAGCCAUAAAUUAACAGACAGCAAAUGGCUUGCAACAAACACCACAGAUCCUAGAAUUUGCCCUGUUAGGCUCUACAAAAAAAUGCUGAGCAAGAGAGGUAAACAUAUAACCACCGAUCGUUUAUUUUUAACGCCAAAUCCUGCAUGGAGAGAACCUAGUUCUGUAGGAUGGUUCAAAAAUUCACCCGUUGGAAGGAAUGAAAUGGGGAAAUGGACAAGAACCGCCGCAGAAGAAAUAGGCAUCGACAUAAAGAAAAAGAAGAUUAGUAAUCAUUCAUUACGGUCAACUGCAGUGUCGCAACUUGCAAAAGCGGGAGUCGGUGAAGAACAGCUUAUAAAGAUUACCGGUCAUGCCAAUACUUUCUCCAUCAAACCAUACCUUCAGCUCGAUGGAGAUCAUCAUUAUCAAAUGAUUGACAAAUUACGCGCCAACUCAACGGCUAUGGAAGAGUCUAAUAACAAAUCCACAAAUUGCGCACCGUCUGCUUUGGUACAAAUGUCUAAAAAUAUAGUUACUACUUCACCAAGCACACAAACCCCUGUAAAUUACUACAACUGUACCAUAAUUAAUUACAAUUCUUAGUUUCAUAAUUAAAUAUUUGGUUAGUAA